Messenger RNA from Leguminivora glycinivorella, 849 nucleotides. RefSeq lists its product as uncharacterized. The coding region runs from base 372 to 809 and encodes 145 amino acids. NCBI's taxonomy places the organism in Eukaryota, Metazoa, Arthropoda, Insecta, Lepidoptera, Tortricidae. The transcript has 2 exons. The record is from RefSeq and is a predicted model, not a curated record.
UGACGUAAAGUCAUGAGUUAACAACCUAAAAGCAAAUUAUAACUAACAUAAACUACAACAUUUGCAAAAAUACAGUAAGAAACCAAUAUAAUACAAAGGUUGAUCAUCACUGUAAUAUAAUAUUCAACUCAGCUAAUUAUUGAAAAACAAAAGUGUAAUAUUUCUUUUGUCGGAAACAAGAUCCGCAUAAAGGUUCCGGCACUAAUCAAACGAAUGUCGCCGCGUUAAGACCGCGUUCAAUGUGCAAGCUAUAAUAGCUAAUAGCUAUACUAUAUUUUGUUACUACGAAGUUAUAAAUAGAGCAUUUAAUAAAUUAAAAUUACAACAGUUCGAGAUUUCAAGCCGGGUGCAUUAUCAGUUUCAAAAUCAGAAUGGGCUCGCAACCUAUUAACCACGCUGCUGAAAUGACUGAAACCACACCAUUUUAUUCGCAAGUUUGUGAAAAACCGAAUGAUCCGCUCAAUUAUUCUCAAGACAUGGAUGCGUACCUGAAAUACCAGGAUUUGCUCCUGAAUCCAUCUUUAGAAAUUCCAUUAUCAGGUACACCAGCAAAAAGUCAGAAGAAAAUCGCUAAGAAAGGAAAGAGGAAAAUAAAAGAAAUGGGUUUAAAUUCCCAUGUCAUGAGAAAGGUUACAAAAGGAAAGCGUCUGAUUAAAAUCAGUAUAUCCGAUUUGGAGCAAUCAAAUAUCGAAUCUAAUGGGGUUACAGUACAAUAUGUUGUUCAAGAUGACUAUGAUGAGUUAUUAAAUGCAACUGAAGGUCUGGUAGAAAAAAUUGUAAAAAAGUUGAGUGAAGUGAGUAAUUAUUAGAAAAUUUUAUGUUAUAAAAUGUACUUUACUUUUUAGUUAG